GUGUUCUCCGAAUGCCCAUAAUAAUCCGGUGCAGAAAUGUCAGCUAUGUUGCAGCUCUGUGUUUAUUUUUCACAUUCACUCUACAAAGAGUCACCUUGUGAAUAUUUGGUUAAGGGAUGGCAAAAUGCUCAUUGUGGGAGCACGUCCAGCAGACUGUUUAAAGAGCACAUCUCUUCAUGUGGUUUACGUGCCUCAGCUCCGCUGUAGCCUAUUGGGCGGGUCUCACUGGACUCUUUUUGGGACGGUGAUGUUGUUCUGAGGGACUGUGAGGCUGAGGAAAAGGGAGCACUGUUCUGCUCAGAGGAAAUGGGCGUUCUCCUCGGAAAGUUUGGCUGGGGUGCUUGAAAAAAUAUAGGGAGGUGUGGCACUGCCCGAAAGGAGAGGACCACCAAGAGGGUUGGAGCGUAGUAGAGUAGUGAGAACGCUGCUAACUUACAUUUGAGAUCCUAACGUGCACACUGAAAAUGGCAUACCUGGUAAUGUUUGUGACCCUGCUUCAUCUCAUCACCCUGGCCAUGCUGUUCAUUGCAACCAUGGAGAAGUCCUGGUGGGUGUGGGAUGGCAUGGAGAACUCUGACUUGUGGUACAACUGCAGGUUCGACAACUUCACAGGAACCUGGCUGUGUGCAUCCUCCAAAGAAACUGAGUGGCUCCAGGCAGUGCAGGUGUUGAUGGUACUCUCUGUUGUCUUCUCCUCUGUCUCCUUCCUGGUCUUCCUGGGACAACUGUUCACCAUGUCUAAGGGUGGACUCUUCUACUUCACUGGACUUUGUCAAGUCUUCGCAGGUCUCACUGCAUUUUCCGCGGCUCUCAUCUACUCACUACACCAUAAGGAGAUCCUUCCCAGCUCCAAAGAACUGACUUCAGGACACUUCGGCUACUGCUUCAUCCUGGCCUGGGUGUGUGUCCCUUUGCUGCUGUGCAGUGGUGUCGUAUACAUUCACCUGCGCAAGAAAGAGUGACCAGGAAAACUGCAGUAAAAAAAACAAACAAAACAUUUACAGGGUAUUGUAGUCACAUAUAUCUGUUAUUUAUGUGACUAUGUUUUUUUAUUUUAUUUUAGAUAAAUGUACUGUAUAUUAGAAAUCAGUUGGAAAAUACUGGUCGGUAUGUCAGGAUGUUGUUGAACUAAACAAUUAGUAAAGAUUUAUAUUUUAUGAUCCAUAUGUUUGAUUUAACUGCUGUUAUGACAUUUAUCACAGAAGACAGGUUUAGCAGCGCAGAGCAUUUUAGUUAGUAAAGUAUUAAAGGCAUUAGAAUGACUAAAAA
Messenger RNA from Cynoglossus semilaevis (tongue sole), 1269 nucleotides. RefSeq names its product epithelial membrane protein 3-like. The record is from RefSeq and is a predicted model, not a curated record. The transcript has 5 exons. NCBI's taxonomy places the organism in Eukaryota, Metazoa, Chordata, Actinopteri, Pleuronectiformes, Cynoglossidae. The coding region runs from base 465 to 962 and encodes 165 amino acids. Gene Ontology annotation, cellular component: plasma membrane.